AUGCACCGUCGCCGCCUUGUGUCUGGUCUUCCCAGGUCCCUCCCUCCUCUCCCUUCCUCGCCUGCGCCGCCUUGCCUUCCUUGCGUCGAGGGGCGGCAGCGCGCCGCUCCUCACUCCUCCUCGUUCCCCCCGACAGGGGCUCCUCUGCAGACCCUCCACCUGGACGUGUGGGGCCCAGCCCGCGUUCGUGGCCAGGGCGGUGAGCGGUACUUUUUGCUGGUUGUCGACGACUACUCGCGUUACACCACGGUCUUCCCCUUGCGCACCAAGGGUGAGGUCCCUGCUGUUCUGAUCCCUUGGAUCCGCACAGUUCGUCUCCAGCUCCGCCGCCGUUUCCGGACGGAUCUUCCUGUCCUGCGUCUGCACUCUGACAGAGGUGGUGAGUUUUCCUCCGACCUCUUGAGGACCUUCUGUCAGGCGGAGGGCAUCGAGCAGACCUUCACGCUUCCGGACUCCCCACAGCAGAAUGGGGUUGCUGAGCGCCGCAUUGGCCUGGUCAUGGAGGUCGCUCGUACCUCCUUGGUCCACGCGGCGGCUCCCCAUUUUCUGUGGCCGUUUGCUGUCCGGUACGCCGCGCAUCAGCUCAACCUCUGGCCCCGUGUCUCCUUGCCGGAGACCUCGCCCACACUGCGUUGGACGGGGGAGGUUGGCGAUGCGUCGCGCUUCCGGGUGUGGGGUGCUCGUGCCCUUGUCCGCGAUACGUCCGCGGACAAGCUCUCCUCCCGCACGCUUCCCUGUGUCUUCCUUGGCUUUGUCCCUGACGCGCCGGGCUGGCAGUUUUACCACCCCACCUCGCGCCGGGUCUUCGCCUCUCAGGACGUCACCUUUGACGAGUCGGUCCCUUUUUACCGUCUCUUCCCCUACCGUACUGCCCCCCUCCCUCCCCCGCCGCUUUUCCUUGCUCCUGGUCCCCCUCCGGUAGACCCCCUUCCCCCUCAGGGUCCUGCUCCUUCAGGUGUCUCUCAGGUAGACCCUCCUCCCGUCGCUGAGCCUGUCGAGGUCACAGGUGACUCAGGUGCUGCUGCAGGUGGUGCUGCUGGGAGUGCUGAGCCUGCGGGUGCUGGGCCUGGGGGUGCUGGGACUACGGGUGCUGGAGCUGAGGGUACUGUGCCUGAGAGUUCGGCGCCUGGGGGUGCUGAGCCUGGGGGUGCUGCGACUGGGGGUGCUGAGCCGGCGUGUGCGGAGUCUGGGGGUGCUGAGUCUGGGGGUGCUGCGCCUGCGGGUACUGAGCCUGGGGGUGCUGCUACUGAGCCUACGGAGCCUCGGGUUGCUGCGUCUGGGGGUGCUCCGGUUCGGGGUGCUGAGCAGUCUCUCACACCACAGCAGCUUCGUGACUGGUACGUCCGGCGCUUUCGCCGUCCUAGUGGCUCGGCUGGAGCUGGGGGUACUGGAGCUGCCGGGACUGGUUGUUCUGGGAGCACUACGACUGGAGCUGCUGGAGCUGGGGACUCUGGAGCUGGCGGCGCUAGCGGAGUUGUAGCUGCGGACCCUGGGGGUGGUGCUGCUGCUGGUGCUGCGGACCCACCUGGUGGAGCUGCUGCUGGAGCUGAGGACCCGAGCGGUGGCGCUGCUGCUGGUGCUGGGGACCCGGACGCUGGAGUCUCUUCUACUUCUGGAGACGCUGCGCGGCCGCGGCCGUACUUCGUACCGCUCCUUCAGCAGGUUCUUGGGCAGGCUCCUCCUCCUUGUCCUCCUCCCUCCGUAGAGUGUCCUCCGACUGUCCAGCCGCAGUCACAGUUACCGCCUGCCUCGCCUCUCCCUGCUCCCUCUCCUUACACUGGUCCCACAGGAGGUCUUACAGAGCGUCGUGAGCCUGAGUCUCGUCCUACGUCGCCUGUCCGUACUGCUCGCACUGGUCGUCGUGUCCGUCGUGAGCGUCCUCCUCCUGUCCCCGGCACUCACUACAUGACUCUGCGUCCCUCUACUGCUCCUCAGCGUGUCCCUCUACCGUCUCCUCCUGCGUCCUCUUUGCCUGCCGUUCCGGACCCUGAGUCUGACCGGUAUCGUGCUGAGCACCCUACUGUCACGCGUCUCCUAGCUACUGUUGUCACUGACCCUACAUUUGAGUCCUCGGCUGCGUCUGCUCUGGUCGCUGAGUUGGUUGACUUUGCUGCUGCCUGUCGUCUAGACUACGCUGCUCGCCUUGUUGCUGGGUCUGAGUCUGCGUCUGUCUGUCCUCCGUCCGUCGGGGGUGAGUGUGCUCUUGGCACGGACGUCCUUGAGGACAGGCAGGAGGACUUUGACUCUCUCGCGGCUGCUGUACCUCAUCUCGUGGCCUGGUUGCUUGCCCCUGAGGGAGACCCGGAUGCACCAGACAUCCCGACCCCGCGCACUUACGCAGAGGCGAUCUCGGGUCCCUACUCCUCUCAGUGGCAGACAGCCAUGGACGCAGAGAUGGCAUCCUGGAAGUCCACAGGCACCUACGUCGACGACGUUCCCCCUCCUGGGGCGAACAUUGUCGAUGGCAUGUGGAUUUUCAGGGUGAAGCGGCCGCCAGGUUCUCCGCCUGUCUUCAAGGCUCGUUACGUUGCUAGAGGCUUCAGUCAGCGUCAGGGGGUUGACUUCUUCCAGACCUUCUCCCCCACCCCGAAGAUGACCACUCUUCGGGUUCUGCUGCACGUUGCUGCUCAGCGUGACUACGAGCUUCACUCUCUUGACUUCAGCACAGCGUUCCUGCAGGGCAGCCUGCACGAGGAGAUCUGGCUGCGCCGCCCACCUGGCUUUACUGGGUCGUUUCCUCCUGGUACCCAGUGGAGCCUCCGCCGGCCAGUCUACGGUCUCCGCCAGGCGCCACGUGAGUGGCACGACACACUGAGGACUACACUUGCGGCUCUUGGGUUCGCGCCGUCUACUGCUGACCCGUCGCUGUUUCUGCGCACAGACACGUCGCUGCCGCCGUUCUACAUUCUCGUGUACGUCGACGACUUGGUCUUUGCUACUGCUGACACUGAGGCACUCGCUCGUGUGAAGUCGGAGCUGCAGAAGAGACACACCUGCACUGACCUGGGUGAACUGCGUAGCUACCUUGGCUUGCAGAUCACCCGGGACAGAGCUCGCCGCACCAUCACCCUGACUCAGUCACACAUGGUGCAGCAGGUCCUUCAGCGCUUCGGCUUCCAGUUCUCCUCACCACAGGCCACACCUCUGGCUACCAGCCACUCGCUCUCAGCUCCACCUUCGGACGAGUCCGUAGAGCCGAGUGGCCCGUACCCAGAGCUUGUAGGCUGCCUCAUGUACCUGAUGACUUGCACACGACCUGACCUCGCGUACCCUCUUAGCAUCCUUGCUCGUUACGUUGCGCCUGGGAGACACAGGAGAGAGCACUGGGAGGCUGCUAAGAGGGUGCUGCGUUACUUGUGCAGUACAUCAGGCAUGGGGCUGGUGCUUGGAGGACACGACAGAGUUGUUCUCACUGGUCACUCGGACGCUUCUUGGGUGGACGACUUGGCUACGCAGCGGUCGUCGCAGGGUUACACCUUCAGCCUUGGCUCUGGUUCUGUCUCGUGGCGGUCCACCCGUUCUUCUUCUGUUCUCAGCUCUAGUUGUGAGGCUGAGAUCUACGCCACGGCCAUGGCUGCACAGGAGUUACGCUGGCUCACCUACCUGCUGACUGACUUGGGAGAGCGGCCUAGUUCUCCUCCAGUUCUGUACGGCGACAACAAGGCGGCCCUUGCCUUGUGUUAG
Molecule: messenger RNA, 3684 nt
Organism: Closterium sp. Yama58-4
Lineage: Eukaryota; Viridiplantae; Streptophyta; Zygnematophyceae; Desmidiales; Closteriaceae
Source: the annotation of a GenBank genome assembly